Messenger RNA from Polyodon spathula (Mississippi paddlefish), 2604 nucleotides. Its product is annotated as cationic amino acid transporter 4-like. Gene Ontology annotation, cellular component: plasma membrane. Gene Ontology annotation, molecular function: amino acid transmembrane transporter activity. The transcript is spliced from 4 exons. The record is from RefSeq and is a predicted model, not a curated record. The coding region runs from base 84 to 2024 and encodes 646 amino acids. Gene Ontology annotation, biological process: amino acid transport; transmembrane transport. Lineage: Eukaryota; Metazoa; Chordata; Actinopteri; Acipenseriformes; Polyodontidae.
UUGACCUGAGCAUGGAGUGGCUCGAGUGAUCUGAGCGCGGUGUGGUUUCCCACGGCGAUCUGACCUCAUCUGAAACCAGAACCAUGGUGAGCCGACUCAGGAGCUGCGCCCGCUUCUGCAAGAAGCUGAACCGAGUCAAGACCUUAGAGGAUGACAUGAUGGAGACCUCGCUGAAGAGGUGCCUCACCACGGUGGACCUGACCCUGCUAGGCAUCGGGGGCAUGGUGGGCUCCGGCUUGUAUGUACUGACGGGAACAGUGGCCAAAGAAACAGCAGGCCCGGCUGUGGUCAUAUCCUUCCUGCUUGCCGGGGUGGCCUCCCUGCUUGCAGCAUUCUGCUACGCUGAGUUCGGAGCCCGGGUGCCAAAGACCGGCUCGGCCUAUAUGUUCACCUACAUCUCCGUUGGGGAAAUUUGGGCCUUCUUGAUUGGCUGGGAUGUUAUUCUGGAGUAUAUGAUUGGAGGAGCGGCAGUGGCUCGGGCCUGGAGCGGUUACCUAGACUCCAUUUUUAAUCACACUAUUAAAAAUUUCACAGAGACCCACAUUGUGAACUGGCACGUGCCCUUCUUAGCUCAUUACCCUGAUUUCCUGGCAGCAGUGAUUAUCUUAAUAGCCACGGUCUUUGUCUCCUUUGGAGCCCAGGUCUCUUCCUGGGUCAACCACGUGUUCGCAGUAGUCAGCAUGCUUGUCAUCCUCUUCAUCCUCAUUUUUGGGUUCAUUUUGGCCAAACCAGUCAACUGGAGCAUGCAGGAAGGGGGCUUUGCUCCCUAUGGCAUGUCUGGAAUCCUGGCUGGCAGUGCCACCUGUUUCUAUGCCUUCGUUGGCUUUGACGUGAUCGCGGCUUCCAGCGAGGAGACCAAGAACCCUCAGAAAGCCGUCCCCAUAGCAACUGCUGUCUCCCUCAGCAUGGCAACCGGGGCCUACAUCCUGGUCUCUACGGUGCUCACUCUAAUGGUGCCCUGGCACACCCUGGAUGCUGAGUCUGCUCUGUCUGAUAGUUUCUACCAUCAGGGUUACAGCUGGGCAGGCUUCAUAGUGGCCAUCGGCUCCAUCUGUGCAAUGAACACAGUUCUCCUGAGUAACCUCUUCUCACUGCCCCGCAUUGUCUACGCCAUGGCUGAAGACGGCUUGUUCUUCCAGGUCUUUGCCCGGGUCCACCCAGUAACCAAGGUGCCGGUAAUCGCCAUCGUGGUGUUCGGGAUCCUCAUGGCCAUCCUGGCUCUGAUCUUUGACCUGGAGGCUUUGGUCCAGUUCCUCUCCAUCGGCACCCUGCUCGCCUACACUUUCGUAGCUGCUAGUGUCAUCGUCCUGAGGUUCCAGCCCAACAAACCCAGCUCUCCCCCCUCCGCCACCCAGUCCCCUGCAACCAAACCCAGCUCCCCAGCCCAGGACAGCAGGGAACUGAAGGAGUACGAGUCCUUAUCCGAAAAACUCCAGCUGGUGGAGAUGCAGAAGAAAACCAAUGCGUGGAGAGAGCCUGGCCAGCUCAGGCCUGUCUUUGACCCCUACCUGAAGUUCCUCAAUGCCUUUGAGCCUGGGGAGGUAGUGACCAUCUCUGUGGUGUCCAUGGUGGUCUGUGCUAUUUGCAUGUGUAUCAUCCUGGUGUUUGGGACAAACCAGCUGCCCCUUUGGAGUUUUUGUCUGCUGGUUCUCCUGUGUGGAACCGGGUAUCUCCUCAGUCUCUUCUUCAUUUGGGUCCACGAGCAGCAGCAUGUCAACAAGACCUUUCAGGUGCCGCUGGUGCCUUUAAUUCCAGGGCUGAGCAUCUUGAUGAAUAUAUUCCUCAUGCUGAAGCUGAGCGCAAUGACUUGGGUCCGCUUCUCAGUCUGGCUUCUACUAGGUCUCACAGUGUAUUUUGGCUACGGUAUCUGGCACAGCAAGGAGAACCUGUGUGAGCACAAGCCCCAAAAUGUCGCUGCACACUACGUGGUCCUGCCCAGAGGCAACCUGGUACAGACUGUCCAGGCCAUGCAGCCAGACCCCCUGGAGGGCACAGGGCAGGAGGAGUCCACGUUCUGGGUUUGAUUAUUUCUUUCCUAUAAGGGUCACAACACUGAAACCAAGGUUAGCUGAAAGCACCAAAGGAAAGGACAUAUUGUAAUCAUGUUUGAGUAGUGACAUUGGUCUCCAUGCAGUGCAGUUCAGAAAACACUAGCUCUGUCUUUUGUGUUUAGCAUUCAGCCAAUAUAUACAGCUAUACAACCCUAGACACAUAUCAACUGUAUGUGGUAGUUUUUUUGUCAUGUUUUAUAUGUAAGUGACUUGUUUAUUUCCUUCCCUUUUUUCUGAGGUUUGCAGUAAUAGUGAUGGUCUGUUGCUCCACUUUUCUUCUUUUUACCCUUUCACUGAGCACAUCCACCUGCCUGCUAAUUGUGGUUGACUUCUUCAUUAGUACAGUGUGUAUUCAUUCAGCUUGGAAAAGGUGGAGAGUGGACACACAACAGGUCACGGAAUCAAUAGAGGUUUUGGGGAAUGAGAAGGACUGGAUUAGCACUAGUCUUGGACUACCUUACCCAAGGUAACAUUAGUGCUAAUUGGAGUCUGAAACCUGCUGUAACUGGUCUGCACCCUGGGCUUCUCUAUAAAGCUCCUUGCCUAAAUUUGA